CCUCUCGGUCUGUCCUUCCCUCCCUCCUUCCCUGGCGACUCCGAUCCGGGCCUCGGCGCUCCUGAUCGCAGUUUGCUUCUCGCCGCCGCCUCCGUUUGCAGCCGAGCAGAAACCCAGUUGGAGCUGGAGCGCAGUCCAGUUUGCGCUCCUCACCUGGAACGAAAUGCGGGUCUCGCUCCGGAUCCGCGGGGCUUAGGCUUCCCUCUUCCUUCGCGAAGCCCGCAGCGAAGUUGGGAAAGUUUUGCGCGGCGCGCUCUGGGCGCUCGCUCACUCGAUCGCUCUCUGGUGUCGCCGCCGUCCUUAGCAUCAUGGCGAGCAGGACGGCGGAGAAGGAGGAGGAGGAGAGGGAGGCCCCAUACCGGUUAGGGGACCCUUCCUGCCGCCUUGCCUCGACUCCUUCCCCUUGGAAACGGCUGCUGUGCCUAGCGCUGCUGUGGAGGCUGUGCGCCGCCGAGUUUUCCAUCCUGGACGAGGCGCAAGUGCUGGCCACGCAGAUGAGGAAGCUGGCCGCCGAGGAGCUCGGGGUGGUCACCAUGCAGAGGAUAUUCAACUCCUUUGUGUACACAGAAAAAAUUUCAAAUGGUGAAAGUGAAGUUCAACAGCUAGCAAAAAAAAUUCGGGAAAAGUUUAACCGUUACUUGGAUGUGGUAAAUCGAAACAAGCAUGUAGUUGAAGCAUCAUACACUGCUCAUUUGACAUCACCUUUGACCGCAAUUCAAGACUGCUGCACCAUUCCGCCAUCUAUGAUGGAAUUUGAUGGAAACUUUAACACCAACGUAUCUAGAACGAUUAGCUGCGAUAGACUAUCUACUACUGUGAACAGCAGAGCAUUCAAUCCUGGCCGUGACUUAAACUCUGUUCUUGCUGACAAUCUGAAAUCCAACCCAGGAAUUAAAUGGCAAUAUUUUAGUUCAGAAGAGGGCAUUUUUACCGUGUUUCCAGCCCACAAAUUUCGAUGCAAGGGAAACUAUGAACAUCGCAGCAGGCCUGUCUAUGUCUCUACAGUUAGACCUCAAUCUAAGCACAUAGUUGUCAUUGUGGACCAUGGGGCAUCAGUGACAGAGACACAACUUCAGAUUGCUAAAGAUGCAGCCCAAGUUAUUCUGAAUUCAAUAGAUGAACACGAUAAAAUAUCUGUGUUAACUGUGGCAGACACAGUAAGAACCUGUUCCUUGGACCAGUGCUAUAAGACAUUUCUGUCUCCUGCCACUAGUGAGACGAAAAGGAAAAUGUCCACUUUCGUUAGCAAUAUAAAGUCAUCUGACAGCCCUACUCAGCAUGCAGCAGGAUUUCAAAAAGCAUUUCAGCUGAUAAGAAAUACAAACAAUAGCACUAAACUGCAAGCAAAUACAGAUAUGGUCAUUAUUUAUUUAUCAGCUGGAAUAACAUCAAGGGAUUCAUCAGAGGAUGGUAAAAAGGCUACCCUUCGUGUCAUCAAUGAAGAAAACAGUUUUCUCAACAAUUCUGUCAUGAUCCUUACCUAUGCUCUAAUUAAUGAGGGUGUGACCGUUUUAAAAGAACUCGCCUUUCUCAGAGAUCUGGCAGAACAAAACUCGGCAAAGUAUGGUGUGCCUGACCGGACUGCAUUGCCUGUGAUAAAAGGGAGCAUGAUGGUCCUGAACCAGCUGAGCAAUUUGGAAACUACAGUUGGCCGGUUUUAUACUAAUCUCCCAAAUCACAUGAUUGAUGAAGCAGUCUUCAGUUUGCCUUUUUUGGAUGAAAUGGGAGAUGGUCUGAUAAUGACUGUAAGCAAGCCUUGUUAUUUUGGAAACCUGCUAUUGGGAAUUGUGGGAGUAGAUGUUAACCUGGCUUAUAUUUUGGAAGAUGUUACUUAUUACCAAGAUUCUUUGGCUUCCUACACAUUUCUAAUAGAUAACAAAGGAUACACUCUUAUGCACCCUUCCCUUACCAGACCCUACUUGCUUUCUGAACCACCACUUCACACAGAUGUGAUACAUUAUGAGAAUGUUCCAAAAUUUGAACUGGUUCGACAGAACAUCCUUAGCCUCCCUCUAGGCAGUCAGCUUAUUACAGUCCCAGUGAACUCCUCACUAUCUUGGCAUGUAAACAAACUGCGUGAAAUUGGGAAAGAUGCCUACAACGUGAGUUAUGCCUGGAAAAUGGUUCAAGAUACUUCCUUCAUAUUGUGUAUUGUUGUGAUACAGCCAGAAAUACCUGUUAGACAACUUAAAAACCUCAACACAGUACCCAGUAGCAAGCUGCUGUAUCAUCGACUGGAUCUCUUGGGUCAGCCCAAUGCUUGUCUGCAUUUCAAGCAACUGGCAACCUUAGAGAGCCCUACAGUCAUGUUGUCUGCAGGUAGCUUCUCUUCUCCAUAUGAACAUCUGAGCCAACCUGAGACCAAGAGGAUGGUGGAGCACUAUACAGCAUAUCUUAGUGAUAACACACGUCUCAUUGCCAACCCAGGGCUAAAAUUCUCUGUCAGAAAUGAAGUAAUGGCUACCAGUCACGUCACAGAUGAAUGGAUGACACAAAUGGAAAUGAGUAGCUUGAACAGUUACAUUGUCCGCCGUUACAUAGCAACGCCCAAUGGGGUGCUCAGAAUUUAUCCUGGUUCCCUCAUGGACAAAGCAUUUGAUCCCACUAGGAGACAAUGGUACCUCCACGCAGUGGCAAAUCCAGGAUUAAUUACUUUCACUGGCCCCUAUUUAGAUGUUGGAGGAGCUGGGUAUGUGGUUACCAUCAGUCACACAGUUCAUUCUUCAAGCUCACAAAUGUCUUCUGGCCAUUCUGUCGCUGUGAUGGGAAUUGAUUUUACCUUGAGGUAUUUUUACAAAGUUCUAAUGGACCUCUUGCCAGUUUGCAAUCAAGAUGGAGGCAAUAAAAUAAGAUGUUUUAUUAUGGAAGACAGGGGAUACCUAGUGGCACACCCAACUCUUAUUGAUCCCAAAGGGCAUGCUCCAGUAGAACAGCAACAUAUUACACACAAGGAACCUCUGGUGGCAAAUGAUAUCUUGAACCACCCAAACUUUGUGAAGAAAAACCUUUGUAAUAGCUUCAGUGACAGAACAGUCCAGAGGUUUUACAAAUUUAAUACCAGCCUGACGGGUGAUCUGACAAAUCUUGUGCAUGGCAGCCACUGCUCUAAAUACAGGCUGACAAGAAUACCUGGGACCAAUGCCUUUGUUGGAAUCGUAAAUGAAACUUGUGACUCGCUCGCCUUCUGCGCCUGUAGUAUGGUAGAUAGGCUCUGUCUAAACUGUCACAGAAUGGAACAGAAUGAAUGUGAAUGUCCUUGUGAGUGCCCUCUGGAGGUCAAUGAAUGUACUGGAAAUCUUACAAAUGCAGAAAGCAGAAAUCCCAGUUGUGAAGUCCAUCAGGAACCUAUGACUUUUACAGCUGUUGAUACCAAUUUACAAGAUGCUCUUCCUCAAUGUAUUAAUACACGGUGUAAUCAAAGGAUGGAGAGUGGGGAUUGUUUUGGUGUGUUAGACUGCGAGUGGUGCGUGGUGGACAGCGAUGGAAAGACCCAUCUAGAUAAACCUUAUUGUGCCCCUCAGAAAGAAUGCUUUGGUGGCAUAGUAGGUGCCAAGAGCCCUUAUGUGGAUGACAUGGGAGCCAUUGGAGACGAGGUGAUAGCUUUGAACAUGAUAAAAAGUGCUCCAGUUGGUCCUGUAGCAGGAGGUAUUAUGGGAUGCAUCAUGGUGCUAGUGCUGGCUGUGUAUGCCUACCGUCACCAGAUCCACCGCAGAAGUCAUCAGCACAUGUCCCCACUGGCAGCACAAGAAAUGUCAGUCCGCAUGUCCAACCUGGAGAAUGAUAGGGAUGAGAGGGAUGAUGACAGUCAUGAAGACAGAGGAAUCAUCAGUAACACUCGGUUUAUAGCAGCAGUUAUUGAACGGCAUGCACACAGUCCCGAACGGAGACGCCGUUACUGGGGACGAUCAGGAACAGAAAGCGACCAUGGCUACAGUACUAUGAGUCCUCAGGAAGACAGUGAAAACCCUCCCUGCAACAAUGACCCUUUAUCUGCUGGUGUCGAUGUGGGGAAUCAUGACGAAGAUUUAGACUUGGACACCCCUCCCCAAACUGCUGCCCUCUUGAGCCACAAGUUCCACCACUACAGGUUGCAUCAUCCAGCACUUCAUCACAGUCACCACUUACAGGCUGCUGUCACAGUACAUACUGUAGAUGCCGAGUGCUAAUGACUUCUGACCUUGGCGGGGAGGGGUGAAAGCAGCCAGGAAACACUGAUCCAGGCAACCAAGGGCGGACUUACACCAAGUGUUCUUCUAUCUUGACCAGACAUAGUUGAGAGUAACUUCAUAAACCUAGUUCACAUGAAAACUGGACGAGUUUAAAAGGCAAGGUUGGCUCCGAAGAGGAAGUGUAAUCUACGUGAUGAAUAAACCUGCCAUAACAUUCAAUAAAAUGGAAUACCAGGAAUGCUCAGCCUCUAAACACAGGAAGAAAGGUUUAUACAGUAAACAAAGCCUUUUUAACCGUUGUUAACCGGAGCCAAGGAAAGGUUUUGCUCAGACAGAGAGACGGGGUUGACUGCUUUCCUUAACUGGAAGAACAGUAAUCUUUGCAGCAAGAGACAAAGAAGAUGGAGUAUCCAGAAAUAGUCCUUGCCAUGAGGUUUCCAUUUUGCAGAGUGUUUUGGUUUGGAUUUUUUUUUUACAAAAAAAAACCCUACAUUGCUCUUACAAAUUUCCUGUACGGGACCUGGGGACAGUGGCUCUCAAUAUUUUUAAAUAAAGGAUUAUUUUUGUACUAUUUAUUGAACUCAAAACAUUCGUGAACUCUGAGGGAGAUGAAAAAGAGGGGAUUUUUUUUUUAUGAAAAGCAUUAGGAGUUCUCUGCGAAUAUAGCCUAUGUUUUAUUUGUGUUGGUGAUGCUGUGGUUCUUGUCAGGAGGACUUGUCAUGCCUCUGAGCAAGAUUUUUCACCCCCCACCCCAUGCUAUAAAAGGGAAAAUGAAGAAGUUGUGUGCUGAUUUGUUUACAUGAUUAAAGCUUGGUUUCCAUGGUCAUUUUGUACACUUUGAAGAUGGUUUAUAACACAGUAUUUUUUUAGAUAUAAAUAUAUAUGUAUCUGAAUGUGGAGAGGAGGAAUAUGAACCUCCCAGCACUGAGGAAUUCUGCCUUUCUUUACAGAGUCCAUCUUCUUUGAUCCCUGGCUGGAGGCAAGAGUCACUUUGUGUAAUAAUGCAGUGUUCAAAAAAGCAUUCAUAAUUAGUAGAGGAAGAAUUAUAAUCUAUUUGGUUCCCUUUUCACAUGAUGGUGCAUUUUUGGAAAACAUAGGGAGAUAAAUGGGAUGCUUUGUGAACCAUUGAUCAUUGUGAAAGGUUUAUUUUCAGACACUACUGAUAACUUCUGCCUUCUUUAUCUGGAAUUUAACACUGCUUUAUUGAUUCUUACAGGGAUAAAUAACAUCUCAUUGAUAUCACACAGGCCAUCAUAUUUUAAAUUAGUAUUAAAUCGCAGUGUUUUGAUUAUUGUGAUUAAAAUAUUAUGGAAGCAUUCUUGCACUGUGCAUAUUAUAAAUAUCCAUUUAUAUGUAGGAUUUUUAAAAAAGAUCUCUGGAUGCUGUUUUAAUGAUAGGAUACUUAAUACUUAUUAUGUAAAAAUGGUUCUUAAGCAGUAUGGUAAAGUAAGUAUAUGUGUGCUAUCAGGAUCCCCUUUAUACUAUGUAUAAAAUUACAAUCUCUAGUGGAAUAAAACUGUAUAUAAAGAAUG
Molecule: messenger RNA, 5701 nt
Organism: Anolis carolinensis (green anole)
Lineage: Eukaryota; Metazoa; Chordata; Lepidosauria; Squamata; Anolidae
Gene: cachd1
Product: cache domain containing 1
Exons: 27
Coding region: 309-4166 (1285 amino acids)
Cellular component (GO): voltage-gated calcium channel complex
Molecular function (GO): voltage-gated calcium channel activity
Source: RefSeq, a predicted model, not a curated record